UUAAAACAGAAUUUAUUAAUAAUGUUAUAUUCACUGUUUUUAGUAUUUCUAGCAUUUCAAAAUGCAGUACAGCAAAGUAUGAACGAGCUGGUUCAUAUUAAAGAUUCCGAAAUAACGAGUGACCACAUAAAAAUUUACUUCUACUGCAGAUACCGCGAACACACACCGAAGUUGGUGGAAUUAUCCGAUUUCGAUCAAUUAAGCAAAGCCGGUUACUCCGAGACAAAAAAUAAUUAUUUCUACAUACCCUGUUACAAAAUAGACCCUCUCGACUGGCUCAGCGACAGCCAACGCCUCAAAGAUACCGUGAUCCACGCGCACGAUGUGAACUUCUUCUUGGUCGAUUGGACGUCCCUCGCCACCGUGGACGUUGUGGACAAGCACACCUACCUGGUCGGGAGAAUCAAGGACAUCGGUAAACUAGUAGGCAAGAUGAUCAAGGAUUUCAUCACCGACAACGCCUUAAGCUUCGACAACACCCAAAUCGUCGGGUACUCCGUGGGCGCCCACAUAGCCGGCAUAGCGGGCCGCGAAUGCGACGGGAAGCUGUCCCAGAUUCUGGGCCUCGAUCCGGCCAGCAGGGAAUUCUCCCUGGAGAACGAGUCCAAUCGCCUGGCGCCGGAUUCGGCCUUGAACGUGCAGGUCAUCCACACCGGCGGCGAUGAUCGCGGUUUCCCGGAGCCCAUCGGCUGGAGCGAUUGGUAUCCCAACGGCGGUAUGUCGCAGCCCAUGUGCGACAGUAGCUUCGAAAAAGACCCGUCGAAGUGUUCCCAUUCGAUGGCCAUCGAAUUCUACUUGGAGUCGAUUUGUACGACCAAUUUCGUCGCUUGGCCGUGCCCGGGGUACCAUGAGUUCAAACGAAACCGCUGCUCGAACGUUGGAAAGCCCGCUUGGAUGGGGGGAUUCCUCUUGGACCCGCAUGCGAAGGGGACUUACUACUUCGAUACGAAGCUGCAAUCUCCUUUUGCGAAAGGUUAAGCUUGGGUAUAUCGUUUGUUAUAUCAGUCGAUGAAUAAAAUAUUUCAAAUCCG
Messenger RNA from Phyllotreta striolata, 1031 nucleotides. Lineage: Eukaryota; Metazoa; Arthropoda; Insecta; Coleoptera; Chrysomelidae. The record is from the annotation of a GenBank genome assembly.